AUGGUAACUGCAACAGAUAAAGAUGAAGGUACAAAUGGUGAUGUUGUGAGAUACACAAUAAUAGAUGGAGACGGUACUUUUCAAAUUAAUGAAACCACCGGAAAAAUAUCGGUGAAUCAAUCUUUGGAUUAUGAAAAUGGGGAUGAAGAAUUUAUUUAUUUAAUAAGUGCGGAAGAUGCCCUGCCACGUACAGGUACAACUACUGUCACUAUCUCAGUGCAGAAUAUAAAUGAUGCACCUCCAGUUUUUGUUACACCAGAAUACAACUACACUGUAUAUGAGAAUUCACGUCCUGGCAUCUCAGUAGGUUAUAUUGAAGCCUUGGACCCUGAUGGCGAUAACUUAUCGUACUCUCUGAAUGAUACAGUCAAUAAUGCCUUCAGCAUGGACUCAAACACAGGCUUGAUCACUGUGUCUGGUACUGGUAUCCUAGACAGGGAAGAGCUGGAUAGGCAUACUUUGGUUGUCUUAGCAACUGAUGGUGUAUACAUUGCAACAUCUACUGUAACUGUGGCAAUCUUAGACGAGAAUGAUAAUUCUCCAAAGUUUGAAAAGUCUGUGUAUUAUGGAAAUGUGACAGAGAAUACAUUUAGCAAUGCUACUAUAUUACAGGUGCUUGCUGAUGACUUGGACAUUGGUGCCAAUGCUGAUAUAAUUUACAGUAUCCUGGCAACAAGUAGUCAUGGUGAUGAUAGAUUUUCUAUUGAUGGUGACAGUGGGGAUAUCUCAGUACAGAGCAAUGCUGAUUUAGACUAUGAAUUAGUCAGUAGUUAUGUCAUUACAGUACAGGCUGUAGAUAAUCCAACUAUGGACACUCAACAAAGAUCAUCUGUUGUGACUGUGUACAUUGAUAUUAUUGACAUCAAUGAUGUCAUGCCAGAAUUUGCUGACUCAUCAUAUGUAGCUUAUGUUAAUGAAGCUGUUGCCAUGGAUACAUCAGUCAUUCAAAUACAGGCAACUGAUGCUGAUCUCAGUCCAAAUGAUGAUGUGAUGUAUUAUAUAAGCAGUGGUAACCAUGGAAACCAUUUUGAUAUUGACAAUUCCACUGGUGGUCUUAGUGUAAUUUCAGCUAUUGAUGUUGAAACUGAGCAAUCACAGUUUAUAAUAGAAAUCACAGUCUAUAAUACAGAGCCAUAUGUUGGUAACCAAUUGAAUAAUACAGUCAAUGUUACAGUCAAUAUACAGGACAUCAACAACAAUGGUCCAUUGUUUGAGAAUACAACCUACGCUAUUAGCAUACCAGAAGACACCGAGUUAAGGAGUCCUAUAUUAAGAUUGACAGCUACAGAUGUGGACACAAUAACAUCAUAUUUUAUAUAUUGGAUUAGUAAUGGUAAUAAUGAUGGUAUAUUUGAUAUAAAUGAAGAUGGAGAUAUCAUAGUGAUUGGUGAUAUUGAUAGAGAUCCACCAAAUAAUAAUGUAUUCUUUAACCUUACGGUGACUGUGUCUGAUGGUGAUAGUAAUACUGAUAAUGAUACAACCAGUGUUAUAAUUGCCAUAUCUGACGUAAACGACAAUAGUCCAGUCUUCUCACAAGAGACAUAUAGGUUCACUGCUGAUGAAGGUGUUGCUGUUGCCACUUCUGUUGGCAUGGUAACUGCAACUGAUAAAGAUGAAGGUACAAAUGGUGAAGUUGUGAGCUAUGCAAUAAUGGAUGGAGACGGAACUUUUGGAAUUGAUGAAACCAGUGGAGAAAUAUCAGUGAAUCGAUCCUUGGACUUUGAAAAUGGAGACAAAGAAUUCAGAUUUACUGUGGUUGCUCAUGAUGGAGGUUUGCCUCAGCAAAAUGGGUCAGUUUCCAUAGUAAUUUCUAUAAAUAACACCAAUGAUGAAGAACCAGCUUUUAGUGUCAGUACCUAUAACUUCACUGCAUAUGAGAAUUCCAGACAAGGUACUCCAGUUGGAAAAGUCGAAGCCACGGAUCCUGAUCAUGAUAUUUUGUCUUAUUUCAUCAUUACUUCUGCCUCACUAUUUACUGUUGAUGAGAAUUCCGGCCAAAUCAUAGUACUAGUAUCUGGUAGCUUGGAUAGAGAAGUCCAAGACAGCUAUAAUGUAGUUGUCAUAGCAACUGAUGGAGUGUAUUCUACAUCAACUAAUAUAACCAUAGCAAUCUUAGAUGAGAAUGAUAAUUCACCAAUAUUUAUGAAAUCUGGAUAUUAUGGAAAUGUGACAGAAGAUGUGGACAUCGGAUCGGAAAUAUUGCAGGUUUCAGCACAAGAUGAAGAUGUUGGUGACAAUGCCAAUGUUGAGUAUAGUAUCCUAGCAACCAGUAGUAAUGGUGAUGGCAUCUUUGGUAUCCAUAACAGCAGUGGUAGUCUGUUCAUCUUGGAUAAUAUUAAUGUGGACUAUGAAACCACUAAAAGUUAUGUCAUUGUUGUUCAAGCAACUGACCAACCAGUUGAUUCUUUUAGUAGGUCUUCUGUUGUGACUGUAUACAUUGAUAUAAUGGAUAUCAAUGAUGUCACACCACAGUUUUCUGAGUCGUCUUACGUAGCUUAUGUUAAUGAAGCCGUUGCCAUGGAUACAUCAGUUAUUCAGAUACAGGCUUCAGAUGUUGACACUGUAGGAACACUUGUCUAUAGUGUUGAAGGUAGUGAUUCUUUCAAAGUUGACAAUACCAGUGGUAUUGUAAAAACAGUUGAUUUACUUGACAGAGAAAUGCAAGACAUGUAUGAAGUGCAGCUCAGCGUUAAUGAUGGAAUUCAUUCUACAAGUGUUAAUGUGACAAUCUAUGUUGAAGACAACAAUGACAAUUCACCGGUGUUUGAAUUCAAUUCUUACAAUUUCAACAUCUCUGAGGGAUUUACUGGAUUAGUGGUUGGCAUGGUGAAUGAUAUCAACAACAAUGGUCCAUUGUUUGAGAAUGCCACCUACACUAUUAGCAUACCAGAAGACACUGAGUUAAGGAGUCCUAUAUUAAGAGUGACAGCUACAGAUAUGGACACAAUAACAUCAUAUUUUAUAUAUUGGAUUAGUAAUGGUAACAAUGAUGGUAUAUUUGAUAUAAAUGAAGAUGGAGAUAUCAUAGUGAUUGGUGAUAUUGAUAGAGAUCCACCAUAUAAUUAUACAUUCUUCAAUCUAACUGUGACUGUGUCUGAUGGCGAUAGCAACACCAAUAAUGAUACAACCAAUGUUCAGAUAACAAUCUCUGAUGUCAAUGAUAACAGUCCAGUGUUUGAGAAAGUGGAAUAUAUCUUCAUGGUGAAUGAAAACUCUACAGUUGGCACAAUUGUUGGCAGCGUGCAUGCAACAGACAUUGAUGAUGGGUCUAAUGGUGAAAUAUUAAGCUAUGACAUCAUAAACGGUGAUGACACAUUCAGUAUGAAUAACCAGACUGGAAAUUUAAUGCUAACUUCAGUUUUGGAUCCAAGUUUAAAUUCCAAGUUCACACUAACUGUCAGUGCGAUGGAUGGUGGUUCAAUUCCAAAAACUGGCUCGACUGUUAUAAUUGUAACCAUCACUGAUGUUAACAAUAAUAUUCCGGUCUUUCUUUCAUCAAAUUACAGUUUUACUGUAUACGAGAAUUCACGUUCAGACACGUCUGUUGGGAAAGUGUCAGCCAUGGACAGUGAUGAUGAUGUCUUGUCAUAUUUCAUUCUCGAUACUGUUCCAUUUUCAAUUGAUGAAGACACAGGUGUCAUUAAAGUUAUCAGUAGUUUAGACAGAGAGAAUGUAGAUUCUUAUAAUGUGGUUGUCAUGGUUACGGAUGGAGUUUAUUCUGCAUCAGCUAAUGCAACCAUAGCAAUCUUAGAUGAGAAUGAUAAUUCACCAAUAUUUAUGAAAUCUACAUAUUAUGGAAAUGUGACAGAAGAUGUGGAUAUUGGAAUGGAAAUAUUGCAGGUUGAAGCAAGUGACGUAGAUCUGGGAGGUAAUGCUGAUGUGGAUUACAGUAUCUUAGCAGCCAGUGGUAAUGGUGAUUCCAUCUUUGGUAUCCAUGGGAACAAUGGUAGUAUCUUCAUCUUGAAUAACACUGGUUUAGAUUUUGAGUUGAUGAAUAUUUACGUUAUUUCAGUUCAGGCAACUGAUCAUCCUGUUGAUUCUGAAUCUAGAUCAUCAGUUGCUACAGUGUAUAUCAGUAUUGAAGACAUGAAUGAUGAGAUGCCCUUAUUUGGUCAAUCAGAAUAUGUAGCAUAUAUCAAUGAAGAAGUCACCAUAGCAACAUCUGUUAUUCAAAUACAGGCAACUGACGAAGAUACCGUUGGUGUCUUGGCAUAUUCUGUUCAUGAUGAUUCAUCUACUUUCACGAUUCAUAACGAGAGUGCAAUUGUGAGUACUACGGAGUUGUUAGACAGGGAAUCACAUGAUAAAUACGUGGUAACGAUCUCUGUUACUGAUGGCAAGUUUAGUAACAAUGUCAAUUUAACUGUCUACAUAGAGGAUACAAAUGAUAAUUCACCACAGUUUGAUAUCAGUUUGUAUAUAUUUAAUAUCAGUGAAGGAAUCAAUGGAACAAAUGUUGGAACAGUACAUGCAUCAGAUAUUGAUCUUGGCAUAAAUGCUGAUAUCUCGUAUUCUUUUUUGACAUCUACUAGAUCUUGUUACUAUGCAAGAGUUUUUCAAGAUGGAUUGACUGUAGAUGAAGGCCGUGGUCCUGUGGGUAGUGUCUUCCUCACUGUUGAGGCAACUGAUGCUGAUCUCAGUCCAAAUGAUGAUGUGAUGUAUUAUAUAAGCAGUGGUAACCAUGGAAACCAUUUUGAUAUUGACAAUUCCACUGGUGGUCUUAGUGUAAUUUCAGCUAUUGAUGUUGAAACUGAGCAAUCACUGUUUAUAAUAGAAAUCACAGUCUAUAAUACAGAGCCAUAUGUUGGUAACCAAGUUAUGAAUAAUACAGUCAAUGUUACAGUCAAUAUACAGGACAUCAACAACAAUGGUCCAUUGUUUAAGAAUACAACCUACACUAUUAGCAUACCAGAAGACAUUGAGUUAAGGAGUCCUAUAUUAAGAGUGACAGCUACAGAUAUGGACACAAUAACAUCAUAUUUUAUAUAUUGGAUUAGUAAUGGUAAUAAUGAUGGUAUAUUUGAUAUAAAUGAAGAUGGAGAUAUCAUAGUGAUUGGUGAUAUUGAUAGAGAUCCACCAAAUAAUAAUGUAUUCUAUAAUCUUACGAUUUCUGUCUCGGAUAUGGAUGGUAACACAUUAAAUGACAGUGCUAUUGUAAAGAUAACAAUAGAUGAUGUGAAUGACAAUGCUCCAUUGUUUGAUCAAGUGCUCACCGUUCUUGCAAGUGAUAUCGAUAGUGGCGAUAAUGGCAUGAUCUCAAGGUAUUCACUGGAUGGAGAUGAUGUUUUCAGCAUUGAUGACAUCAGCGGAAACAUUAGUUUAGUAGAUCGCUUAGACUACGAGUCAGGAGACGUUCAAUUUACCUAUGUUGUGUCGGCCGUGGAUGGAGGUUUACCUAAUAACACUGGAACUGUCUCCUUGAUUAUAACCAUAUUGAAUGAAAAUGAUGAAACGCCAGUCUUCAACUCUGAUAGUUAUAGUUUUACAAUUCUUGAGAAUGCUGUUAUUGAUACUUUUGUGGGACGCGUCAUGGCAACCGAUGCAGAUGGCGAUACCAUCAUUUACACUGUAAAUCCAACUGAUGUUCCAUUUGUGAUUGAUUCUGAGACUGGUGACAUCAUUGUUUCUGAAUCAGGAGUUCUUGACCGUGAAACCUGGGAUAACUACCGUCUCAUAGUAACCGCAUUCGACGGUCUGCAUGACGUUAAUGCAACUGUUGAUGUUCACUUACUGGAUGAGAAUGAUAACACUCCGGAAUUUCCCCCGAAUGAGUAUUCUGGAAACAUGACUGAAGACGAAAUGACAGGUUUUACAAUUUUGCAGGUGGUUGCUUUGGAUGAAGAUGAAGGAAUGAACAGCAAUGUCACUUUCAGUAUUAUAACUGGUAACCAUGGCAAUGCUUUUGGUAUUAUGGAUGAUGGCUCAGUGUUCCUUGCCAACAGUAGUGUAAUUGAUAUUGCUAACUAUGUUCAGUAUUCCCUGACAGUCCAAGCAACAGAUGGUGGUGAGUUUCCAAGAUCAUCCAUCACCAUGGUGAUUAUAAACAUACUUGACGUAAACAACAAUCCGCCUGUCUUCCAAUCAGAUUUUUACACUGUAGAUGUUAGUGAAGAACAAAGUGCUGGAAUACAACUUAUACAGGUCAUUGCUGUCGAUGCUGAUCCAGACUCCGUCCUGCUUUACUCCAUCACUGAUGAUUCCCUUCCUUUCACCAUAAACAACGUCACUGGUGAAAUAUCCACGAGUGACACAUUAGACCGAGAAACCACCGAAUCCUGGCUUCUGAAUGUCAGCUGUAGCGAUGGCUUAUAUGAAGACUACACUAUAAUCAAUGUCACAGUCUUGGAUGUAAACGACAAUGAACCUGAAUUUCUGGAAGGCGAAUAUAAGAAAACCAUUUCUGAAAUCUUUCCCGUCGGUAACGUUAUCUUGACGGUGUCUGCUACUGAUGCAGAUGAGAUGAAUGAGAUGGUUUAUUUCUUGGAAGACAGUAAUAGCAAGUUUGCUGUCAACUAUCAAACUGGUGCUAUCACGCUUCAACAAAUCAUUACUGGAUUUGAUUUUGGAAUACAGCAUACUUUUAGUGUAAAAGCAAGGGAUUCAGGAUCGCCUCCAAAAGAAAGUUCCGUCCAAGUUACUAUACUUAUCAACUUUAACAUCACAGCUAAUGGCACCCAAGAAUAUCCGCCAUUCUUCAAUGAUACCUAUUCAGCUUCUGUACAAGAGAACAUUACUUUUGGUUCUCACGUUGUUACUGUUCAAGCGUUUGAUGUCAAUGUAGACGACCGUUCAAACUUACUCUAUUCAAUUGUCGGAGGUUCAGGUGCAAAUUUUUUUAGUAUUGACAAGUAUAGUGGUGAGAUGAAAACAUCAGCUCCUAUAGACCGAGAAAUCAAAAAUAUUUUUGAUGUGAAUGUUACAGCUACUGAUCCAACUGGAUUAACAUCAGUUGUUACCACAGUAACCAUUACAGUGGAGGAUGUGAAUGAUAAUUCACCAGAGUUUACUGGCUUACCAUAUCAAACUAGUAUCACAGAGGGUAAUAUAACAUCUGAUAUCUUCAGUGUCAUAGCUGAUGAUGAUGAUGAGGGCGCCAAUGGAGAUGUAGUUUAUGGAUUAUCAUCAUUUCCAUCUCUGUUUAGUAUUGAUAAUGUCACAGGAAUGAUCUUUGGCUUGGCUAGUCUGGACCGAGAAGCACCAGGUCUGGUGAUAAAUAAUAAUGGAGAAGCAGUUUAUGAAUUGCUGGUAACGGCAGAAGACCAGGGGAACGAUCCGCUAACAUCAGAUAUUGUGGUGACAGUAUAUGUACAAGACAUCAACGAUAAUCCUCCAGUUUUCACGGAAGACACAUACACUGCUGAUGUCCCAGAGGAUGCUUCGGCUGACCGUUCUAUAAUAACUGUGUCUGUUACUGACAAUGAUUGGAAUAACACUAUUACAUUCAGUUUACAGUCGGAUGGCAAUACUAAUGGUGCUUUUACUAUUGAUGAGAUGAGUGGUGUGGUUACACUAACUGGUGAUGGUAUCCUUGAUGUCAGAGAUAAUGAUUUCUAUAAUCUUACAGUAGAAGCAGAUGAUGGACUCAACACAAAUCAGGCUACUAUUUUAAUAACUGUACUUGAAAUCAACUUGUACAAUCCAGUUUUCAACCAGUCCUUGGGCUAUGUGUAUAGUAUUAAUGAGAAUGACUAUCCCGGUGCGUUGUCGGUGGUAACCGUCGGGAGUGUCUGGGCAACUGAUGAUGAUGGUGAUGCAAUAAUAUACAGUAUAUUUGCUGGAAAUCAAGAUGGAAUAUUUGUCAUUGAUGAAAAUGGUCAAAUUUCCACAAAUGGAACACUGAACCGAGAGGAUCAAGAUGUUUAUUCUUUGACAAUUGCUGCUAUGGAUGAUAGAACCUCACCAAGAUUGGGAUUGGUUGAAGUUAUUGUCAAUAUAUUGGAUGUGAAUGAUAAUGAUCCUGUGAUAUCCAGCAGUGACUUAACUGCUUCCAUCAGUGAAAAUGUUGAAACUGGUACCCAGUUAUUGAUGACCCCUACAGUAUUUGUUUCUGAUGCUGAUAUUGCUGGCAAUGGUGAUGUGACCCUGAGGUUAGAAGGAGCCGGUAGUUCUGAUUUCUCACUAGUGUUGAACACUGAUAACACUGUUACUAUCUCAGUAGAUGGUGACAUUGAUAGAGAAAAUAAAGAGAUGUAUGACCUUCUGCUAAUUGCAGAAGAUGGUGGUUCUCCAAGUCGGAGCACUAAUUCAACUCUAAAAGUGAAUGUGCUUGAUAUUAAUGAUAAUUCACCAGUAUUUAAUGAAACCAGGUAUACAGCCACCAUAUCAGAAAAACAACCAAGCCAAACUGCAUUGAAUAUGAACCAGCCCAUCACUGUGUAUGACAUAGAUGAUUCUCCAUAUAAUUUUAUCAUCUAUGCAGUUGAGAGUGGAAGCAACCAAGAUAAAUUUAGGAUUGACCCUCUUGAUGGGACUAUUUAUGCAGUUCAGUCAUUUGACUACGAUGCAGGAGACACCGAGUUCAACCUAACCAUAAGUGCACAGAACCCUGGGAGGUCAGAUGUAGAUGUUGCCGUGGUAACUAUUACAGUGAUUGACAUCACAGAAACAACAACUGUUGUGCCAUCAACACCCGCCCCAACAACAGACACACCUGAGGAUUAUUUCAACUUCCUUGAUGAAGAAGAUUAUGAUCAGACAAUUUCUUCAGAAAUCUCUCCAAGCAAUGAAACUAUCACUCAAGUCAUUGCUGUUAAUCCAGAUGGCGUCUCAGAAGGAAUCUUUUACAACAUUACAAAUCAGACAGUACAAGUGUAUCCGAAAGGUCCAGAAGUCCCAGCUUCCAACUUUGUUAUUGAUCCAGACACUGGAAUUAUCACUCUGGUUGAAGAUUUGAAUGGAGAUAUUGGUUUAUAUGAGUUGGAGAUAACAGCAUGGAAUGGUACAGAAUCUACUACAAUUACCGUUGAGUUGAUAGUGGUGAGCCCCAACAACACAGCACCACAUUUUAAAAGUCCAUCUUACGAGGCUGAAAUAACAGACACAGAUCCAUCAGGGACAGAUGUUGUUAAAGUCAUGGCUGAUGAUGACGAUGCACCUGUAUAUGGAAAUGGACAAAUCAGAUUUGAGGUUGAUGAAGAUAAUCCAAUCACUGAUUAUUUUCAAAUCGAUAACACUGGUAUGAUAACAGUAAAAAAAUCUUUGCUACCCAUCGUUACAUUCUCUGUUAACUUCAUGGUGUUCGUCUUUGACGGUGGUUUGCCACAACUGAACGAUAGUACUCUUGUAUCAGUGAACAUCACCCGACAGUAUGGGAAUUUACAUACUCCUGUCAUUGUUCCACCAAUCACCAGUAUCAAUUUGCCUGAGAACACGGCCGUUAAUUCCAUAAUCCAUGUUGUUUAUGCCAUUGAUGCAGACAGUGAUAUCAAUGGUGAAGUUUUCUAUGAUAUUCAGUAUGUUGGCAGUCUCAGCGGUAACGCCAUGGCAGCAUUUGAUAUUGACCCCCUAACUGGUAAUAUCACAACUAUUAGUGAAUUUGACUUUGACAAAGGUUCAAAAUAUUACCAGAUAAUGGUUUAUGCAGAAGACAAAGGCUACCCAUCUAGAAAAGGAUAUGGUGUGGUAGGAAUUACAAUAACAGAUGUCAAUGAUGAACCUCCAAUGUUUAUUCAGCCUGUCGGAACGUACCAUGUGACUGAAAAUGUUUUCAAUGCAUCUGUGGGUGUUGUUAUGGCAACUGAUAUCGACAGUGGGGAUAAUGCCUAUAUUGAGUACUCCAUCACAGGUGGAAACGAUGGAAACGAGUUCACUAUCAUCCCAGAAACAGGGGAACUGUUCACCAAUGUUGAAUUGGACCGAGAGGAAAAUGGAAUGUACACCCUGACUGUCACUGCAACCAAUUCUAAAGCAGCUCCGCAUUUCAUGGAUGCUAUCACCAUGACAAUAUCUGUAGAUGACGUGAAUGAUAAUGCUCCAGAAUUCUUUUCAUAUUCUUCUCUUGUUGUCAUACCAAUGACUACACCUGUCAAUGAUGUUAUUACUACAGUGCAAGCGAAUGAUACUGAUCUGGGUGCCAAUGCUGCUGUGUUUUACAUGUUGUCUCAGGGCAAUGAUCAUUUCACAGUGAACAGAGACUCUGGUGACAUUACUACCACAGUGUCAUUGAACAAUGGUGAAGCUUUGCAGACAUUCCAGUUGACGGUUGUAGCUUAUGAUGGUGGAUAUUCUAGACUGGAAAGUUCUAUUGAUGUCACAAUCAAAGUGUUAGAUUACAGUACAGGACAACCCACAUUUACAGGCAUAGAUGUUCAAGAAUUCAUAAUGCCAGUUGCCAUGGAAAAUGAGAAUCCUGGUAGUUACAGUGAAUUGAUCCCUGCUGCAUACGAUCCAUUGGAUGAGGAUGGUAAUGAUAUCAGAUACCACAUUGUUGCAGGAAAUGAUGAUGGAUAUUUUAUGCUGGAUCCUGUUACUAGAAUUCUAACUACGCUGAUAACACUAGACAGAGAAUCCAUAUUAGAGCAUAAACUGGUAAUUAGAGCGACGACAGUGAGAAACACAACAACUACUGGAAGAAGGAAAAGAGAUACUGAUCUUGGUGCAAAUGAGAUGUACAUUGUGGUUCCUAUCGGAGACAGUAAUGAUAAUAAACCUGUAUUCCAACAAGACACCUAUGUCAAAGGCAUCAUGGACGACAUCGGAUAUGGAAGUUCUGUUUUACAAGUUGAGGCAUUGGAUUUGGAUGCUGGUAAUUUCAGCUUGGUGUGGUAUUACCAUGACAACACAACCACCACCAGUUUGUUUGACAUACAGCGUCAUGCAGGUGUUGUCAAUACUGCUGAUGUAUUCUCUGACAAAUCUGGGGAUACAUACAGUUUUAAAGUUACUGCUCGGGACAAUCACGGUGAGGGAUUAGAGCUGGCUAACCUUACAGGCUUGAUAAUUGAUGAUAGCAAGGUUGGACCAAGAGUCGACGGCGAUCAAGUCUACCCAGAUGAAACUGAUUUAUGGUUUUAUGGUAUUGAUCCGAAUACCAAUGAAAUAGUUUCAGCAAAGGAUAUUUUAGAUCUCAUCAGUCAAUCGCCACAGCAACCAGGUGAUCUAGACAUUGAUGAUUUCGAGAAGGAUUGGAAAGUGACAGAGAUAACUGAAAUCUACAAUAAAGUCAACAAAGUACCAGUGUCCGUGUCUGGAAUUGAAGCCGCUCUGUUUGUACUGGGAAUCUUUAUACUGUUUGCAUCUAUAUUCUCCAUUAUCGCCGUCUUUGUGUGGUGGGAAAAGAGAGAAGCUGAACGUAUAUGUAAAAAAGCUUUCUGGAUGGAUAUGUAUCCUCUUCCACUUAGUGGAGCUGGUGUAGAAAACCCUGCUUAUUUACAUGUACUUGCUGAGUCACAUAUUGGAAACACAAAUGCUGUUGAUGAAACAGACCGUGCUACACUUGAUCAAGGAACUACUUAUGUGACUAGAGCUGGUAAAACAUACAAGUUGGGACCAGAUGGCGAACCUGUUGAAGUGCCAACUAGUGACAAACUUAGGGAGCCUGUUUAUGUGGAGAUUGGAACUAGUAUGAGUGAUGAUUGGAUACAGGCCAGAAUAGUGGAAGGAAGUCUCCCUAACCCACUGAAAGAAGGCAUGAGAGACGAUGGAGGUUAUGAAUCACAAGAACUAACAAUGGAUAUGUUCAUGGAUACAUCAGAUUUCAACGACGAUGUAGAAGCUGAAGAUCUACUACUUCGAUUAGAGUCAGUGGAACCUGUUAUUGUCGACAACAAAGGUUUUAUCCCAGACACAGGUUUUAGCGAAGGUGUACCCUUCACCAAAGUUUAACAUAGGUUAUAGUCCUCAGAUGAGGUCAAUAUUAAAUUUUAUAUACCUCAGAUGAGGUCAAUAUCAACUUUUAUAUACCAUUAGGUGUACAACAGCCACCGGACCAAUAUCCUUUUGCAAUAUGGGGUGUUGUUGGUGCUGUAGUUUAAUUUUAUAUGCUAUUUUUUUUCAUUUGCGAGGUCAAUAUUUACAUGAUUGUAACUAAGUAUUUUUAUUCUGUUCUCAAGAAACAGUUGAGGACAAAAU
Messenger RNA from Saccoglossus kowalevskii, 12069 nucleotides. RefSeq names its product protocadherin Fat 4-like. Gene Ontology annotation, molecular function: calcium ion binding. Gene Ontology annotation, cellular component: plasma membrane. The record is from RefSeq and is a predicted model, not a curated record. Lineage: Eukaryota; Metazoa; Hemichordata; Enteropneusta; Harrimaniidae. Gene Ontology annotation, biological process: homophilic cell-cell adhesion.